AUGCUUCCUUCAAACCAUGUGCUUGGUAAUCAUAAGGAAGUAAAAUUUACCACGGGUUCUCACAAAGUGGGGAAAUCCUGGAAGCUAGUUGUGGCAAAUAACUUUAGCAUGGUCACUAAUGAGAGGUCGAAGAGGAUGUUGCGGUUGCGGAAGAAUGGUAACCAAUGUUUGAAGUGGGGUCGGGUCAUCCUGGUUCCCAGGCAACUCAAGCAGGCACUGGAAUGUAUUUUGCUAGAUGAUCAAGGGAUUGUGGGUUCGAAGGCUACCUUAUCUUAUAAUGGUUAUGUCGUCCCAAUGAAGAAUAAUCUCUUCGAAUUCCAUAGCCGCUGGACAUGGCCCUCAAACCAAUGGCCUUUGAAAUCGGCCAAGUGGAGAGUGGAGCUGGUGGUGGUUUACGGCAUAGAAGAAGCCAACCACAUGGUGAUGCGGUUAAUGCAUCGAGUGGGUUAG
This is a messenger RNA of Linum trigynum, 450 nucleotides long. Lineage: Eukaryota; Viridiplantae; Streptophyta; Magnoliopsida; Malpighiales; Linaceae. The record is from the annotation of a GenBank genome assembly.